This is a messenger RNA of Rotaria sp. Silwood2, 220 nucleotides long. The record is from the annotation of a GenBank genome assembly. Lineage: Eukaryota; Metazoa; Rotifera; Eurotatoria; Philodinida; Philodinidae.
AGGUAAUGCUCAAAAACAGCAACAAGGUCAAGGUGCUAAUGCUCAGCAACAACAACAAGGUGGUCAGAACGAUAACAAUCAACAACAACAGGACCAAGGUGCCAAUCGCCAGCAAAAUCAACAAGAACAAGCUGGUCAAGCCGGUUGUGCACAACAAUAUCAGCAAGCGGGUCAGGCAACAGGUGGACAACAGCAAAAAUACCCCCACAUCAUACACUAA